Messenger RNA from Pseudomyrmex gracilis, 2744 nucleotides. RefSeq lists its product as uncharacterized. The transcript is spliced from 6 exons. Bases 638 to 2248 code for a protein of 536 amino acids. The record is from RefSeq and is a predicted model, not a curated record. Lineage: Eukaryota; Metazoa; Arthropoda; Insecta; Hymenoptera; Formicidae. Gene Ontology annotation, cellular component: plasma membrane. Gene Ontology annotation, biological process: apoptotic process involved in development; phosphatidylserine exposure on apoptotic cell surface; engulfment of apoptotic cell.
CAAGUUUUUAUACCUAGUUUUUUCAGAAUUUUUUGUACAUUUGACACGUAAAAAACUUGCAUAAUUGUGCAAUACUUCGCAAGAAAUUCUAGAGAUUUUUAUGUCAACGAAAGAAUUAUUGAUAAAAUUGAACUAUCUAUUAUGAGGAAAUACGUGCAGUUAAUCAGGUAAUCAUAGAAACGAUCACUUUGUGCAUCUACCGCACGAGGUCUCCAGGAUCAAUUCCGAGUGUGAGUGUGAGUGUGUGUGACUGAUAAACAGAUUUGUGUGUAUGUACGUGUGACGUCUUUAAAGACAACGUAUCACCAUUUUAUCAUCUUGCGACAUGAAGGCUUAUCGAAUUAUCUCCCCCGUUCCUUUGUCGCGCUGACUAAUCGAUCCGUAUUUACUCCUUUUAUCUUGCGUCCCAUACGAAUAAGUGAAAGAACAUCAAAGAGACUGUCCGCAAAGAAAUCGAAGAACAAUCUCGUUAUUUUGUAAAACGGUGCGAUCUCCUUAAUGAAAUGAUUUGUCUUCAGGAAAAGUCGAUCUCAAAUUUGCGGGAAGGUUUACGUGAUUUGUUAUCUUAGAAAACUCAGGCGACGCGGUAUAUGGUGUCCUGUAAAGAUGUAAAUCAGAUUUACUAACUUCAAGAAUUAUGGCACAAGAUUUAAAUACACUUUGCCAUCGGAAAUCUACUCGCUACAUGAAAGUUCCAUUGAAGUCAACUGAGCAAAUUUAUUUAAUUUUUCUCAUUCCAAUAUUGAUCAACUGUUUUGUGUACAUCAUUCAUUUUUCCGCCGACUUGGUUGUAGCCAUACAACACUUUAAAGAAGAUAACCCGAUAUGGGGAGGUUGCACAAUUGCAAUCAUGUACGCUCCAAUGUUUGUGUAUUUCAUAUUGACAGUAUCAAGACCAGAUUGGUGGAUGACAGAUGAUGAUAAAAUAACUAAAGGUGUUCUUGGCUGGUUUGCGCUACAAGUAUCUCAGCUUGUAGGAUUUGUCUUCUUUGUAUUAUACAGAUACGCAGGACUGAUUGUGCUAUCCAUAGAUGCUAUAAAUUUAUCCGGAAACGAGAGAAUUAAGACGUUAAAUAUAGCUGCAGCACCUGCGGCCAUUGAAUUGUACUUCUUUCUGCAAGCAUGGUUUCAAGCUGCUCCACAGGCUAUUUUUCAAACACACCUGCUAUUCAGACAGAGAACCGCGAUACGCAGUUAUCAGUCAGUGGUAGUACAGAUACUCUGCAUCGUUAUGUCUGUCAUGAUAUUGGCCAUCGAGACAGCUUCAUUUCAAAGAUUCGAAAGUCAACGUGUGAAUGGUAGAAAAUUGCCAUGGGCAAUGUGGCUGAAGAAAUAUUGCGUUGAGGAAUUCAACAUUAUUGAAGAAAAGGCGCCUCUGCAAACAUUGCCUGCUUCGCAAGAAAGUAAUCCGGAUGCGUUACCUGAAUCAAGACCGAUGGAAAAUGACCCACCGAAUGAAACUCAGGAAAUCGAACGGCAGCUUCAGGAUCAACAGCACGCAGCUUCUCUAAACCGUCAGAUCUCUGUAACUCCGCCACUGCCGCCGAAAAAUGCCCAUGUGACACCGCCACCGACGCCGUUGCGCGGUAUCACAACGGUGACACCGCUUCCGGUACCGGACGCACCGCCACCACCGCGUCCAGAUUCCGUUUAUCGGGAAACGGAAACGGUGGAGGCGGCAAAGACGUCGGCAACUCUCCAAUCGAGUCAAAGACUGAUCGGCGGCAGCGGACAGAGUUUGCAAGUUCCUAAAAGAAAGUAUUCCGAAAAAGGCCUCGAAGAAGACGACCCGAUGGGUAAAUUUCUGUCAUUCCUCUGGUGGUUCUUCUUCAUCCUGGCGCGCGUAUUCGCCAUCAGCGUGGCCUACGAAUUCUACCCAGUGGCCGUACUGGCGGUAGUGGGUGUUCACUACGUCGCAAUGCUGGCUUACCUGUUUUAUUACUCGAAGUAUUACGACGCGAUCGCGUGUAUCGUUAAUCUCUGGCUCGGCUUGGUCUACGUGUUCAGUCUGAUUGAAUAUCGCAUCAAGUUCAAAUACGCCGAUUGGUGGACACUACCUUACUAUGCGUGCGUUAUCGCGCAGAACACGGCACUGACACUUGCGUGGUACGCGAACGCCGAUUGGGACGGAUUCUGGUACACAUACAUCUUCUACGCGAUCUUCGUCUGCAUGACGUUCUGCGUUCUAUCGUCGGCGCUGUACUACGCGAUGUUCAAGCCAAAGAAGUGCAGAGUAUACAGCAGCUGACGAUCGUGUGACGAAGCUUUAUCGGCUUUCAGAUAAGUUUGGAGAAACUCGUAUGUACUUCCGCUUCCGCUUUCGAUUACAAAAUGUGAAUAAACUACGCCAGAUAAGACUUACGGAUUAUAAAUAAAAAAACUUUUCAAUAGUUUAUUUACAUCCAAUAUACUUCUUCCUGAUAAAAUUAGACUUUUCCUUUUGUGUUCAGAUGUUUCAAAUAUACAAUAUUUCAUGCAAAAAGAAUAUAUAUUAUUAUACAAAUAAUCUGUACUAUAAUUGACUGCGUUUUAUGCUAAAUAUAGAUCAGUAUAAAAACGCUUAGACAUAAUUGGAUUGCUGCAAGAAAUUGUAUUCUCAUCGUCAACUUGAAAACGAACUUAUGUACAUCAAAUCAAUUUUUCUCUCAGACAAAUAAUUGUUUUUUUGUCGAGAAAAGAUCGAACUUUUGCGUUCAAAAACACACUAGUUACUGGAAAAAUUGUUUUACUAAACAUACGAGUCC